UGUGAUUCAAAAAUCAUUUCUCCUUAAUAUUCACGAAAAAUUAGCACGUGCCAAAAUUCCAAUUAGCACAGAUUUUUCGGACGAAAUUCCGGUUCCGCGUGGUACCUAUAUAAGACCGAGAUAUAUUCAGAUGGUCCAGUAGAAUAUUUUGCAUCGAACUAUUAAAUUGGCAAGAACUUUGCAGAUAUGAAAAAGUCAUUGGUCAUCUUGGUGCUGGUACUCAUUGGCAUCGUGGCUUCGGUACCGAUUCCAGAGACCCAAAAUGGACAAGAAUUAUUGGCUGGGCAAGACACGCGUUACUAUGGAUUCCCAUUCUUUUGGUUUGGUAGACCUGUAAACGAUGACGGCGAUGAUGAUUACACGGGCAAUGGCGGUCAGUACCACGCUGAAAAUCGUCAUCGUUCAUCCACUGUCUCUUACGUGGAAGUAGGUGGAGGUUGGGGACGUUAAAGCUCGAUACGGUCCUGGAUUGGAUAACGACGACCGUAAUGCAUCAUGGGAAUAGAAGCAUGACAAUCUACGUGACAAAUGAAACAUUAAGCCUAAUUUUACAUGUAAUCCAAGCGAAAGUAUAAUUCUGCUAAUUAUUAAAUUAAGAAGUUGACUAAGCAAAGGCAGAAAAUUCUGAUUGCGACUGUUGUGUAAUAUUUUUUCGAAUAACUAAUUUCUUUAAUAAACAUAUCCAAGGAUAAGCAAUUGCCAAUAAAUUCGAUCCGAGUCUCUGGAAGUUUCGAAAAAUUCGUAAAGAGUUUCUCCUCGAAGAUUCUUUACGCGGAUUAGCACGAAUCUUAGAAAGCCCGUUAUAUAUUAUGGGCAACUUGUUCGGUACAAAAGCACGGGCAAACGUUCUAACGAGACGUUAACGACACGUGUCAAUUUCUGUCGUAAGUCGCCAUAUCUAUAUAAGCUGCUCGAGGCGACUUUCCAUCAGACGUCGAAGUGAGCUCGUGAACGGAAAAACAAGACGAGCGUAAUCGUUGCGUGAGAAUAUAAAUAUAUAAAGAAAAAAAAAAAAGAAAAAAAAAAUGAAAAUAAAUAAUUAUCCGUGGGUCUUCCUGAUUGCCAUCCUGGUGAGCACUGGCCAUGCUGCACCCAUAAAGGAUAUUUUUCCAGGACAGGAAGCCGAGGUGAUAAGUAACGUUCUGGUUCGUCGUUUCUAUGGUCCUUGGAAUAAUAUUCCAAAGGCUAACGGAGAGUUCAGUGACUACGGGGACUAUGGAGUACGCGUUCACGACUAUCAGCCAAGUGCGGAGGACGAAGGUCCUGCCGCCGACUUCCCCUCGAAUUAUGGACUCGCUGGAGUCCAACCGGACACGGGAUACGACCCCAGUCAAUCGGGAGCUGAAUCCUUUGGCACAGGCGAGGCUCAAGGAACCGGUCAGGAGACUUCCGGUAACGUCGGUCAGUACAGUCAGCCAGAUGAGACCAGCAACGGGUACGGGGUCGCUCCUUACGGGGGCGAAGGGUAUAACCAGGAAGAAGCUCAAGGAAACGUACAUUGGACGUCUGCCUAAGUGUGUACGAAGAUUUAAAAAAUUUAUUAUUUACAUCUUUGUUAUAACCUAUUAUCAUUUAUAUUCAUUUUAUUAUAGAAUAAAUUUUAUUCUUUAAUUCGGGAA
This is a messenger RNA of Cephus cinctus (wheat stem sawfly), 1619 nucleotides long. RefSeq lists its product as uncharacterized. The record is from RefSeq and is a predicted model, not a curated record. Lineage: Eukaryota; Metazoa; Arthropoda; Insecta; Hymenoptera; Cephidae. The transcript has 4 exons. Bases 1026 to 1514 code for a protein of 162 amino acids.